Penicillium brevicompactum is the source of this 2133-nucleotide messenger RNA. RefSeq lists its product as uncharacterized. The record is from RefSeq and is a predicted model, not a curated record. Lineage: Eukaryota; Fungi; Ascomycota; Eurotiomycetes; Eurotiales; Aspergillaceae. Gene Ontology annotation, cellular component: nucleus. The coding region runs from base 1 to 2133 and encodes 710 amino acids. Gene Ontology annotation, molecular function: zinc ion binding; DNA binding; DNA-binding transcription factor activity, RNA polymerase II-specific. The transcript is spliced from 2 exons. Gene Ontology annotation, biological process: DNA-templated transcription; regulation of DNA-templated transcription.
AUGUUGACAUUCAGUCAUCUGGAUGCAGAUGCAUUCGAGAACCCCAAGAAAAACAACGGCCGAAAAAGACCCCGCUGUCGAGAACCCGUGGCCUGUACGCAUUGUCGGAAAUCCAAAGUGCGCUGCGACCGCAAGUCACCAUGCAAGCCCUGCCAAGAUCGAGGGAUAGGCGCACAGUGCACAUAUUCACGUUCCAAGAGUCCAGCGGUCUUGGAAACCGCCAAACCAGUGGUGUCCCCUCGAAAUACAGAGACCGAUAUACUCGCAUUGCAACAGCCAACACCCCGCUCCUCCGAUAGCGAGAUCCUCGAUCCCCGAUCCAUCGUGCCCCACAAUCAGACUACCGUCAGUCAUGCCAAUAACGCGUUCAAAGGGUCGGAUUUCAAAACGAGGCUGAUUGGUGGAACACAUUGGAUGGCCGUGUGCAAUGAUUUGCCGGUUAUAGGGGCGAUGCUGGAGAAAACCAUUGAGUUCCAACCAACCUGGCGGACUUUCACGGAAGUCAAGUCUCUUCUUCGAGUUGCGAAUUCAAUACCCGGCGCGGUGAUUGGGAGCGGGCAGAAGCCGUUCAAUCUUCUUCCCGAUCGCUCCACCUGCGAAAAGUGGAUCAAGAGAUUCUGCGACACAUAUGGUAGGAUCUACCAUGUGAUCGACCGGAACUGCCUCAUCACUGAGUUGGAAGAAAUAUUGAUUGCAUCUGAGCCCAAUGAAGUCCAUGUCCUCAAGAUUGUGUUGGUCCUGGCGAUCGCCAUGCAAAGCGACAAGUCAGAGCGAUUACGGGGGCACUUGCUCCUCCAAGAGGCGGAGAGCCGUAUACAUACAUCCUCGAAAUUCCAAAAGCCUUGCAUCGGCGUCAUGCAGGUUCUGCUUUUAACGAUUAUCAUGAAGACUAUAACUUCCUCGGAGACUGACAAGAUCUACAGUCUCAUGGGGACUAUGGGAUUGACCAUGCAAAUGGCAUUGGGUAUGGGCUUGCAGAGGGAUCCCACUUUGUUCCCAGGUGUCACUCCUUACUAUGCGGAAGUCAGGAAGCGAUUAUGGGCGGUGUUCUUCCGAUUGAAUCUGGACUAUUGCAUUCGAAGUGGAUCACACUUUGGAAUACGAUUGGAGGACGUGGACUGUCCUCUCCCGAGUCCGAUAGACCUACUUACGCUCGACCCGGCAGCCACGGGGGCAUCAGAUACAUCAUUGACACACUCUCAAGAGUCAUCCGAUCAGGCUUUUAAUAUCGCGGCCAUGAAGCUGGCUAUAGUGCGAGCCCCGCUACAUCAACGACUUUGCUCAACAACCCCUCAAUUAUCGAAUGAAGUACGAACUCGAAUGCGCGCAUCCUUCCACAAAAUACUCCGCGAGCUACCUCCGGCUCUGCAAGAGGGCAACUCGUCGUGUAGCCCAAUUGAGAAGCUCCAGCAAGUUCUGCUUUCAGUGCAGGUGCAUAGCUUCAUGAUCAUCAUCACCCUGAACUUUGUCCUAGGCGUCCCGCCCAAUGAUUCACAGCAGACCGAUCUUUUUGAAUCCUGGGAUAACUCAGUCUCUAUUCUCUAUCAGUUACAGGAGGUACUACAAAGUGGCUCUGAGCUGUCUAGUGUGGCCUAUCAUCUGCUUUGGACCGAUCUAGCCCGCGCAGCAUUGACCGCGUGCUCGGUGAUUCUGGCGCAAAGAUAUCACCUCGGACCCGUCACAGCGAAGACGAGACUUGUUCUUGCAGUUGCAACAACAGUCACUGCGGGUCUGAUCAGUGACUUUGGCGGCUCGCAGCAGGAAUCCAAGUUCUUGCAGAUCGGCGUCACGGCAGCUGAGGAUGUCGUCGCUGGAAUGGAGCGCUCUUUGAAGCAAAAAGAUCAAGAGUCAACGCUUGAAUUUCUGGGCUUCAAUGCUUCGGCAACCUCAACUCCGCCAAGUGCCCCAAGUAUCCCAAGUCCUCUUGCGCCGAACUGGAUGGAAAAUACACAACUACCCGAUCCCUUGAUACAGACACUGUUUCCGGGAGAUUGUGACUUCUAUCCUGACUCGGAAUCUCCGGAUCUGGGUAUACAGUUGCAACCUGACCUAUGUUUUCCAUAUCCCAUGGCGCAAUUUGAUUCCACGCCACCAUUGCAUCCACCGCCCAAUGUCUUGUGGGAGGAGCUGUGA